CAUGCUCAACCAUCAGACAACGGAAGGACUCUAAACAGCUGACAAGGGUCACCGGAAGAUCUGAAGAAAUCCACUGACAAUCGAACCAACCAUCACUGGAGAAGAGGAAGACAUUUGAGAUAUUGUGGUGCUUUUCCACUGUCCGACACCCAUGAGAAAGAAGACUUAUCGAGUCUAAUCUUCAAAGGGUUUAAUAACUAAACCAUUUAAACUCAUCCUAAAAAUGAAGGCAUUUAGCAUUGCAGUUGCAGUGACACUCGUGCUCGCCUUUAUUUGCAUUCUGGAGAGCUCUGCCGUCCCAUUUACCGGGGUGCAAGAGCUGGAGGAAGCAGGGGGCAAUGACACUCCAGUUGCGUUAUAUCAAGAAAUGUCAAUGGAAUCGAGGAUGAUGCCAAAUCACAUCAGGCAGAAGCGCCAGAGCCACCUCUCCUUGUGCCGCUGGUGCUGCAACUGCUGCAAGGGCAACAAGGGCUGCGGCUUCUGCUGCAGGUUCUGAAGAUUCCCGCAACCACCACGAAAUAUUAAUUUAUUGUGCUUUUUGUUUUGUCUUACCCUAAGAAAUAACCUUUUCUCGACCUCUUCCUCCAAUGCAAUGCCUGUGCUACACUGUUUUGUAUCAUUUUCAAGGAGGUAUGAUUCACGGAAAAGCACUGAAACAAAUGAUUCUUUGUAUUUAUUUUGUAUGUUUUAAUACUUUCACCCUGUAAGUCUUUUUGUAAGCUCAAUUGUGUGUAAAUUUGUUUCUAAAAAGAAUCCAGACUGACUGUCUCUUUGCCUGUUCUAAGUCUUACCAGUUAAUGUUUGAUGUUGAAUAAAUAAUGAACAUUUGAAGCAACUUAAAAAA
Eleginops maclovinus (Patagonian blennie) is the source of this 844-nucleotide messenger RNA. It is a transcript of the gene hamp, whose product is annotated as hepcidin antimicrobial peptide. Lineage: Eukaryota; Metazoa; Chordata; Actinopteri; Perciformes; Eleginopidae. The transcript is spliced from 3 exons. Bases 224 to 496 code for a protein of 90 amino acids. Gene Ontology annotation, biological process: intracellular iron ion homeostasis; defense response to bacterium. The record is from RefSeq and is a predicted model, not a curated record. Gene Ontology annotation, cellular component: extracellular region.